UAACCCUCUCAGUUUUCAAGUUUCAACAUCUUUUCCCUCUCAUUAUCUAAUAUCUCUCUCUCUCUCUCCCUCUCUCUCCCUCCUGAGUGAACAUUUUAAUGGUUGCGUAAAUUUGAAGACUGGUAUAAACGUCCGAGUGUUUUGGUGGAAUUUAGUUGGUUUUUUUUAUUUCAUCACUGGUCCGAAAUUCGAAAUGGGGAAGAAAGAUCACCACCCGAGAGAUGAACAGAGCAAAGGAAAUGCAAGAGUGGAAGCAGUUCUUCAGCUUCUGAGAAAACAAGCCCCACUCACAGUUAAACAGGAGAAGUUUUGCAACACUGCUUGUGUGGAGAGGUUUUUGAAAGCAAAAGGAGAUAGUGUUAAGAAGGCGGCCAAGCAACUUAGGGCUUGCCUUUCAUGGAGACAGAAUAUUGGCACUGAGAACUUGAUAGCAGAUGAGUUCUCAGCUGAGCUCGCUGAAGGUGUUGCCUACGUGUCUGGCCACGAUGAAGAAUCCAGGCCAGUUGUGAUUUUCAGGAUUAAACAAGAUUACCAGAAGUUCCAUUCACAAAAACUGUUCACUCGCUUGUUGGUAUUCACGCUGGAGGUGGCGAUUCAGUCCAUGCCAAAAAACGUAGAGCAGUUCGUCCUCCUUUUCGACGCAAGUUUUUUCAGGUCGGCUUCUGCUUUUAUGAACUUGCUGGUGGCCGGACUGAAAAUCGUGGCGGAGUACUACCCAAGACGGCUCUUCAAAGCGUUCGUAAUUGACCCUCCUACAAUGUUCUCAUAUCUUUGGAAGGGUGUUCGACCGUUUGUUGAGCUAUCAACGGCUACGAUGAUUGUAUCAUCUCUAGACUUUGAGGAGUCGUUGGAUUUCAGUGACUUCUCAAAUUACCCGCGAGCCUCGUCCCUCCGAUUCGACCCCGCCUCAAUCAAAUCAACGGCCAAGGUCGGCUCUUGCUCAUCCUCUCGUUUCUCCUUCACUGUCGCUCAGCAUCAGUUCGACUCUCUCAAGCCUUGGUACCUCAGCCUCACAGACACGUCCGCAUCCAAAGUAGGUCCCACCACACCCUCCCCGCUGGGACCCGCGCUCAUCUCUCCGCUAAACGCCCGGUCCUUCUCCUUCGCAUCCCCCGCCGCCAGAACACCACGUGGAACAAUCCACGGCUAUGGCAACUCCGCUGCCAUGAGAAAAAGCCUGUUCCCGUCGACCCCACUACCCCAACGGUGCUCCGGCAGCGAGCCCAGCAGAACCCCUCACCACAACCAGCCACCGCGGACCCCACGCCCCUCGUUCCUCCAAUCGCCGGCCACGUUCUUCCGCAGGGAGAGCCACGCCAGCAGGACGGAGAAGUCCCGGGAGUCCUUCGCGCCGUUCUUGAAGUUCUACAGGAGGCCGUACGACGAGAUGAUCUACAGGUCAAAGAUGCGGCCCCCACUGGGCGGACUCAUCUCCAUCGUCUCUCCCCACAUCAGACGCCGCCACGUGUCCGUAUCACAACGGUUCUGAACCCAAAGAAAGGGCAGAGAAGUACAUAGAUUUUAUUAAAUUAACAAGGAGUCUCCUUUGACGCGAUCAGUAAUAAUUGAUUAAUUAUUUCUCAAAGGAAAGAAAUUCUCAUCGGAUCUCUUUCACUAAAUCUACCUAUCACUUAAUUCGGAUCUUUGAAAUUUGAUCAAAUGGCUAAAGUUUAUAACUUUUAAAUAGGUCCUUUACUUUUAGCCGUUUGAUAUAAUUUUAAGAGCUCGGAUUGAUUGAUUGGGUAGAUUUGGUGAAAGGAAUCCGGAGAUAAUUCUUUCACAAAGUCCAACUCUCCUCGUGCAUUAAAGUACUGAGACGACGACGUACUAGGCAAGCUGUGAGAGAUUGUGCACCACUGUCUAAUUUUGAAAUGUGUAGGGGUUCUAAUUCUAAUUUUUCACAAAGUCUUAAGUUUUUAGGGUUUCGAAGGGCAACAAAGCUUGGGAACAAGAUAGCGUGGUCGACACGGUGAAAACUGCAUUGGAACCCAUAUGCUGUAAAACAAGGAAGAAAAAAAGAAGAAGCCAUCAAGUGAUUAGGAACAAAAAAAAAGCCUUUGUUUAUUUCAAUUCAAACUUUGAUAUAUAUAAAUGUAUUUAUAUAUUUGAUC
This is a messenger RNA of Pyrus x bretschneideri (Chinese white pear), 2111 nucleotides long. RefSeq lists its product as uncharacterized. NCBI's taxonomy places the organism in Eukaryota, Viridiplantae, Streptophyta, Magnoliopsida, Rosales, Rosaceae. The record is from RefSeq and is a predicted model, not a curated record. The coding region runs from base 194 to 1489 and encodes 431 amino acids. The transcript is spliced from 7 exons.